AUGAAUCGCGAUGUCAUCCAAGGAGGCACUGUGAUUGGGUCGAAUGGUGCCAAUCGCGUCACUCAAGUCGAGUGUGAAGUGAUGUUGGAACCUGGCGCUUGUUAUGUUGGUAAAACGAGAAUAGAAAGGGUGGUAAAGGAUAAAGUGAAUGUGAGAGGAGGAGAUCCAAUAACAGCACAGUUGGAGAAAUCGAAGCUUGCGAACCGGACCUCGUGGUGUCGUGCCAAUCGGGUCUUGACUAGGAUUGGCUUGCACUUGACGCAGUGGUAG
Molecule: messenger RNA, 270 nt
Organism: Coprinopsis cinerea okayama7#130
Lineage: Eukaryota; Fungi; Basidiomycota; Agaricomycetes; Agaricales; Psathyrellaceae
Exons: 3
Coding region: 1-270 (89 amino acids)
Source: RefSeq, a predicted model, not a curated record